AUGGCAUCCAUGACCGCCCCCCCUGGUGAAAGCAUCACACUCGAGCAACUGGCGGACCACAAUACCUUACAGUCGCUAUGGAUCGCGGUUCACGGCGUUGUAUACGACUUGACAGCCUUCAGCUCCGACCACCCUGGCGGCAUUGAGGCACUUGAAACCUGUGCAGGAACUGACGGAACCGAGGCGUUCGAGUAUGCCGGCCACAGCGAAGAAAAUAUUGCCAAUAUGCAGCAGUACUGUGUUGGCAGGCUUGUCGGAAGCUUUGGACGAGAUGGUCCCAGUUGCCACCAUGCGGGAGACGGAAAUACGGAGCAAAAUCGGCGCGGUGCGCUCGGUAUCAACCGGGCUACUUUCUAUCCCUGGGCGACACCGGCAGUGACUCUAUUGACUGCCUGCGGAGCAAUGAUUUUUUCAUACCGCCACGUCCUUCCACGAUUGGGAAGCUUUCAGGAUAUACUCCCAACAAACACCGACCUACAGCCUGGACAUGGAGUCUUGACGGGCGUUGCAAUUGCUUCAUCCCUCAGCUUCCUGGGUUUCAGAUACCUUUACGGACUAUUUCUGUCGUCUCUUGACUAUCAGAAUGAUGUAUUUAGUUUUCCACCCACCAUGCCAAGAAAGACCCGAAGAUAG
Molecule: messenger RNA, 633 nt
Organism: Penicillium chermesinum
Lineage: Eukaryota; Fungi; Ascomycota; Eurotiomycetes; Eurotiales; Aspergillaceae
Product: cytochrome b5-like heme/steroid binding domain-containing protein
Exons: 2
Coding region: 1-633 (210 amino acids)
Cellular component (GO): membrane; intracellular membrane-bounded organelle
Molecular function (GO): heme binding
Source: RefSeq, a predicted model, not a curated record